AUGCCAGCAGAUACGGCUUCGGUGCUGGCCGGUGGCCAAUGCCCAGUGAUUCACAAAAGCAAGGAUGCCGAGGGCGCCAAGUUGCCCGAGGCCAAGCCUGAGGGCCUGUUGGGUGGCAGCAAAUGCCCCGUGAUUCAUAAGCAGCCCUCGCAGCAGUCUCGUGAAGAGCCCCCAGACACGCCAGACCGCCCCCUCGAGCUGGGCACACACACCUCGGCCACAGUGCGCCGAGUCGAGUCAAAUAACCCGUUGGAGGUGGUGCCCGCCAGCGAAAUUCCCGCUGCUGGUCGCGGCAACUCGGAUGACGGCCAGUCCUGGCUCAACCCUUCAGCCAAUCAGCUCUUCCGCGCGCUUCGACGCAAGGACAAGCCCAUCGAGGUUGAGGAUGCCCUCGCCGUCGCCGCUGUGCACGAGCUGGUUACCGAUUGGUCCUGGAAGGGCGUUAUGGAAUAUGAAAACAUGCACGAACGCGCUUGUCCCAACCCGACUCUGGCACGAUUUGAGGGCAAGGAUGGCAUCUAUUCAAUCAAGGCCCGCAUCAUGUCCGCCAUUUUUGGCGUGCGCCCCUUUGACCGUCAUGACUGGACCGUUGAUCGGUGCGGCAAAGAGGUACGCUACAUCAUUGACUAUUAUGCCGUCGACGAUGGCAUGGGUGAUACAGACUACUUUGUGGAUGCGCGUCCGGCUGGCCUUCAAGGCGUACCUGACCGCAUGCGUCUGGCCUUUAGCAAGUGGCAAGCAGGCGAACGUUGGUGGUGGUAGUGACAUCCCGAUACUGAAUUUGAAAUUUACAUUCGUC
Messenger RNA from Monosiga brevicollis MX1, 799 nucleotides. RefSeq lists its product as uncharacterized. The record is from RefSeq and is a predicted model, not a curated record. NCBI's taxonomy places the organism in Eukaryota, Choanoflagellata, Craspedida, Salpingoecidae. Gene Ontology annotation, molecular function: holocytochrome-c synthase activity. The coding region runs from base 1 to 762 and encodes 253 amino acids. The transcript has 6 exons. Gene Ontology annotation, cellular component: mitochondrion.